Messenger RNA from Gongylonema pulchrum, 561 nucleotides. NCBI's taxonomy places the organism in Eukaryota, Metazoa, Nematoda, Chromadorea, Rhabditida, Gongylonematidae. The record is from the annotation of a GenBank genome assembly.
AUGAUUGCUGGAUUGGAUACGUUACUGCUACCAGUAAAUCAUUCGAGGCUGGUAAAUUCAUACGUUCAAGCAAUGAUUACCCUCACGUUUGCUAGCGGUACGCUACCGUUGCAAAAUGGUCCCAAAAUGUUGAAUAUCCUUUCAAUUGGCCUUGGCACCGGAAUUCUCAACAGCUUCUUACACGACAAUUUCAGCAAUUUCAAUAUAACAGUCGUCGAAAUUGACCCGAAAAUAUACGAACUGUCUAAGAAAUAUUUUGGCUUAACCGAGGAUUCGAGGCAACGAGUACUUUUGGCUGAUGCUUUGAAAUAUUUACAGCAGUUGUCAAGUCAGUCAAAAUACGAUGUGAUUUAUAUCGACCCCUGUUACAACAAACAAGUGCAUGGACUGGUGUGUCCCAUUGAAGCGUUUACACAAAAGCGAAAUUUGCAGCUCGCGAAACAAGCCCUGCCCAAAACUGGGGCAUCGAUACCGCGGCGCAUUCUUGUUGCCGAAGGGAAUCGCCCGCCUUUGGCAACAAGAUCAACAUGCAUCAAUCUCAUAAUACCAACAGCAAUAUAA